This is a messenger RNA of Kwoniella botswanensis, 2712 nucleotides long. RefSeq lists its product as uncharacterized. Gene Ontology annotation, molecular function: G protein-coupled receptor activity. Gene Ontology annotation, cellular component: plasma membrane. Lineage: Eukaryota; Fungi; Basidiomycota; Tremellomycetes; Tremellales; Cryptococcaceae. The transcript has 11 exons. The record is from RefSeq and is a predicted model, not a curated record. Gene Ontology annotation, biological process: adenylate cyclase-activating G protein-coupled receptor signaling pathway. The coding region runs from base 1 to 2712 and encodes 903 amino acids.
AUGUCCUACUUCAUACCAUCGAUAUCGCGUAGAACGCACUCUAUGGAUAUAGGAAGGAUAGCUCUAGCUGAUCAAGUCACAGGAUCAGAUAAUGACGUUUGGAUAUCGAUCGUUAAUGUUGUCAUUCUAUGCUUGACAAUACUCGGAUCAGGUAUGAUACUGAUAUCCAUGUUCGUACUUGAACGAAUACGUGGUAGACCAGGUACGACAAGGACGAGGAUCGUACAAGCUCUUAUUGUCAGCGAUUUCUUAUUGGGGAUUGUCGGUUUGAUCAGUUCAUGUUUAUUCUUAGCGGGAGAUGGGAGUGCCAUCGCUCAUGGGACUGUUUCGUGUGAUGGAUUGGGUUUCUUAUUGACCGCUAUACUGUGGACUGAACAUGGCUGGACACUCAUAUUGGCCUUUGCUACGUUCAUGAUCCUCAUCUAUCCCUUGCAUUGGUUCACACUCUGGAUGGAGCAGAGGUGGUAUUUCUUAUGGGCAUUUGUCUGGGUCGUGUCUAUCGCUGUCGCUAUCUUGGGAUAUGAGUUAUUUGGAUUCUACCCUUCGGGCGGUACAUGUUUUUACGGUGCGAACGCAGGUCUGUAUUCGGAAUUAAUGCAAUUCAUUCCAAGAUGUGUGGUUUGUAUUGUUAUAACCGUGUUAUAUGCCAGACUAUACGUGUUCCUCAAACGACCUGAUAAGAUUAGAUUGCCCGGAUCCAACUCUGCUACGGGGGGACCAUACGAGACUGUCAGUUCGACGAGUAACAAGGAUAAAGGUGAUUUCAGGGAACGAUUCGGUUCGUUGAUUAGCAAUGGACCUUUUAGGAGGAAAAGAGGAAGUAGCGGUGAAGUGUUAUCGGUCCUGCCUGAAGGUCAAUCGAAUAUUUCCUCUUCAUCUAGCACUGAUCCACCUCCUGUGAUUAAAGAGAAAGAGAAAGAACCGACCAGGAGAAACUCGGGAUUUAGAAGACCUUCAUUCUCACCUACAAAAGAAGUACCACCAUGGGAAAAAUUGGAAUUACCCGCUUUCCAAGUAGACGGAGAACGAUUUGGUGGACCCUCACCUAGUAGUAUACCUUCAGGAUCGAUUUGGAAUGGUUGGAGGAGUGGACGGAAAAGAUCUUCAACUACUACUGUAUCUACCAAUGUUCAUUCGCCUUCAUCAAGGUUGAAUUCCAUUUCAAAUUCGGUCAAACACCAAAAUCAAAAAGAAGAAACGAAUUUGAGAGGUACACCACCUGGAUUAUACGUUCCUAGAAUGCCAUCAAUACCUUCAGAAGAUCAUGUUGACCCUAGAAAUGCAAACAGAAACCAGGAUACUACCCAGUCACAGCAUAAAAGAGAAUCGACAGAUGAUACGUACAUUGCCCAAUCUUCUAUUGUUAGUGGUUCAGCUUUGACGGGAGCUGGCGAGAAGAAAAGAAAGAAAUCGGUUCAAUUACCAUCAUCACCUAAAAGUACAAUAUCUUCAAUAGAAAAUGGAAACAAACAUGGAUCUGGGCAAUCACCAAAACUAGAUUCGAGGCAAAGACCUUCAAUCACCAUUUCUGAAUCUAUUGAAUUGAGUCCUGGCGGGCUUCAAGUAGCUGAUCAAGCUCGACAAGAUGGAUCUGAACCUCGGCAGACCCGUUCAUCCGUUCAACCAUUACCUAAGAUCACAUUACCUCCACGCUCCGAUAAUCCCUGGUCGACCCUCGGUAGUGGUGUUGGUGGUGGUGGUAGAAGAUCAACACCAACUACACCUACAUUCUCACAACAGAAUUUCCAAUAUACCGCAUCGUCAACACCAGGAACUCCAGGGGCGUCAGGAAUACCAGCACAAAGUAGUAGACGAAUGUCGAAAAACGAUCGUGAUCGGACCGAUACUCAAGGAGAUAAUACCGAGGAUGAUGAAGAAUGGGAUCUAGCUAGGAUGUUAGCUCAGCCACCUCCUGGUUCGCACACCGCAGAUGAUAGGUUCGCACCUCGACAAAGUACGACGAAUAAUGGUGAAAGUUUUGAACUCGUACCGGAAUCGAUGUCUUCGUAUUUAAAUAGGAAAACGGCUUUAUUGAUGUUAUGGUUCCCUCUCGGAUAUUUGUUCUUAUUCUCUGUAUCGUUGAUACGUUUGAUCUAUGAUUUCGCGGGUCAUCCACCUGUAGGGCUCAGAGCGAUUUCCAAAUGGAUGAUCUUAGCUCAAGGUGUACUGGAUGCUAUCAUCUACGGAGUAGUAGAAUGGCAUACCAAACGAGUGGUUCGUAAGAAAGUAAGAAAAGGAACUUUCUCACCUCGUCAUGCCGCUGGCUCCGGUGGUGGUCGAGGAGGAACACCGGUCGGCUCGAAAUUGGGUUUCAAUGAAUUAUUAAAGAAUAUAGGAAGUAAAGUGACUGGAACAGCUUCAGCUCCAGGUGCAACAGGUAUACAAAGUAAGAAUGAUAGUGGUAGUGGUCAAGAAAUGAAAAACUUAUCAUCAUUUCAUCGACAAAAUGAAAAUCAAACUUCAUCAUUCCAUGAACCUCAACCUCAAUCUAAAAACCCACAAUCACGUUCCCUACCGACGACAAGCACAGGCACAGGGACAGGAUGGAAUCAUGAAUUCUCAAUGGGAUCCAUGGGAUCCAUACGUGAAGGUAUCCCUACUUCACCUAAUGGUAUACCCAUGUUGGAGGAACAGAUACAUACGAUAAGAGUAGAUGACGAGAGGAGAGGGUCAGAAAGUCCUUUAGGAGGUGCAAGUAGUCCUAAAUUAUAG